UUACAAAAAUAGUUGCACAAAUUUGCAGCUGCAGACAAUCCGUCGUUUCAUCGGAACAAAUUUUGGUUGCAUCUCUGCGUGUGGCAUCUCUCGUUCCCCAGUCACGAUGGCGAAGGCUUCAUCCUCCUUUUUCCAAACCCUAAAGCGGUAUAUCAAGAAGCCCUGGGAGAUCACCGGCCCCUGUGCGGAUCCAGAGUACAGAUUGGCCGUGCCGAGCGCCAUAGAGUACAGGGUCUUUUGCCCCGCCACUACAAAGCAGAAGGCCAUCGUUCCUACCUCGAAUCCAGAAACUGUCUUCGACAUCAAGUAUUUCAGCCGCGACCAGCGUCGCAAUCUCCCUCCAAUUAGACGCACCAUCCUCAAGAAAUCUGACGUCGAGAAGAUCAUGAUGGAGACCAAUUUCGAACCCGCUGAUUUCCCCAAAGUUUAUCUUACGGCCACGAUCGAGGAGGAUAUCAAUACCCAUGGAGGAGGUUAUCAGAAGUAGUGAGGUCCGUUGAGCUCUGGCAAACGGUCACUCCGGCAUGUAUUCUUCUACUCUGCCUCUCUUUCAAUGGUACCCUGAGAGUGGUUUAUUUAGGUAUAGUUUGUAUGCCUUGACCAUACAUUAAUACAAAACAUGGGGUUUGGCAUCAAUAAAGCAUAGCUCCUCGAACUCUAUUCAAUUUGUUGCUUCUUUAAUGUUAUGUGCUCGUACUACAACCAUAUGCAACACUUUUGCACGAGGAAGCACUUCUAUUACUCCUGAAUUUUAGGAUAUUUUGCUUGUUUUAUCCUAAGCAUUAUGUUUUUUUUUUGUCUUUGACUGCAACUAAAACAAAGCCCGGGAUCUUAAUCCCAUGGACAUAUGAAUAAAGAACUGAAGUUUCCCUUA
Molecule: messenger RNA, 874 nt
Organism: Momordica charantia (bitter melon)
Lineage: Eukaryota; Viridiplantae; Streptophyta; Magnoliopsida; Cucurbitales; Cucurbitaceae
Product: furry
Source: RefSeq, a predicted model, not a curated record